AUGACGAACCUGAAAGUGAGGGUCAAACUAUUUGUGAUGUACGAUGAUGGGGAACUGAUCAAGGGCGUAGCCUAUGGUGUCCACGAUCGCUCUAAAGAACGCAGAGACCGCCGACGAGACCGGUCACCCGAACCCGACCGAAAACCGCCUCCAGCGAAGCUACGAGUCGACAAUCUGCACUACGAUUUGACCGAAGAUGAUAUCUAUGACUUGUUCACGCGCAUAGCGCCCGUUAUGGACGCUCGACUUCGCUACGACCGAGCUGGACGUUCCGAAGGGGUAGCUUUCGUUACUUACGAACAUGUUGCCGAUGCUAGAGCCGCUAUUCGAGACUUUGAUGGCGCCAAUGCAAAAGGACAGCCUAUUCGCCUCACUCUGCUACCGCUUCCACGACGGGACAACCCUUUCGAUCGGGUCGAGAACCCUAAGAGUCUGUUUGACAGAAUCGAAGCUCCCGGAGGUCGAAAUCGCAGACGUAGUGAGAGCCCUGUAGGCGAUGUUGAGGAAGACCGAGCAGCUCGCCGCGGAGCCGGCAGGGGAGGACCUAGAGACCGACGAAGCGACGUAACAAAGCCAGCUCCUGAAAAUAUUGAUCGUUAUAUUCCCGGUCGUGACAGCAGAAGUUCCAGUCAUCGCGGAGGCCGAAGGCCUGGUGAGCGACGAGAGCGUGCGAUUAGGGAAGGAGAGGGGAACAAGACUAGCAAUGGUCGGCCCCGGAAGACAGCUGAAGAACUUGACGCCGAGAUGGACGACUAUUGGACAACAGCCGGCACCACGCAAGGACAAAAUGGCGGCGGAGACGUCGCAGUUGCACAGCCACAAGGGAACGACAUUGACAUGAUUGAGUAA
Molecule: messenger RNA, 849 nt
Organism: Exophiala spinifera
Lineage: Eukaryota; Fungi; Ascomycota; Eurotiomycetes; Chaetothyriales; Herpotrichiellaceae
Exons: 3
Coding region: 1-849 (282 amino acids)
Biological process (GO): mRNA export from nucleus
Cellular component (GO): nucleus
Molecular function (GO): mRNA binding
Source: RefSeq, a predicted model, not a curated record